This is a messenger RNA of Dromaius novaehollandiae (emu), 2359 nucleotides long. It is a transcript of the gene TMEM205, whose product is annotated as transmembrane protein 205. Bases 343 to 906 code for a protein of 187 amino acids. The record is from RefSeq and is a predicted model, not a curated record. Lineage: Eukaryota; Metazoa; Chordata; Aves; Casuariiformes; Dromaiidae. The transcript is spliced from 3 exons.
GCAGGGCAGUCUGCUGCCGGAGGAGGGACUUUUCCCAGAUAACGACAGCUUAACGCCCACCGCGCGGGCACGCGUGUUUGCCAGGGUUUCGUCUCUUUUCCCUCUUUAUUGACUUUGUCCUUGUUUCUGCGGCCAGGGGUCAGAGCGGGCUUCAGCUGGACUUUGCAGCAAGUCCAGCCAAAAGGGCAGGUUACAGGGUGCUGCGGCGGCCCCCCAUCCGAGCUGGAGAGGCUUCUCCAGCGCGAGCUGAAACAUUUUUCCAGCGUUUAUCCGACUACGCUACCUUUUGCCCCAGCUUGAGCAGGUUGCGCUGGGAAGAGCCGUGCCGGCCGCCCCGGCACCAUGCCGGUCAGCUCGGAGCCCCCCGACGUGGCGAAGCUGCUGCACCUCCUCUUCCUCUCGACCUCCUGGGGGAUGCAGGUCUGGGCCACCUUCGUGUCCGGGCUGGUGAUGGGCAGCCACCUGCCCCGGCACACCUACGGCUUCAUCCAGAGCGAGCUCUUCCCCUACUACCUCCACAUCGGCUCUGCCUGCGCCUUCUUCAACCUGACCAUAUUCGCCAUGUACCACCCCAGCGAGCUGCUCAGCGAGGAGGAGAUGACCCAGAUCAUCGUCUUCUUCGUCUGCGUGGCUGUCGCGGCGCUGAACGCGCAGUGGUUCGGGCAGAUGACCUCGGACAUCCUGGCAGACAUGCACCGGAUCGAGCGGAGCUACGGCCUGGGCCAGGAGAUCGGCUUCUUCACCAGCAAAUCCUACCAGAAGCUGCGCGACUCGGACCCUGCCUACAGGAAGAUGUCCCGGCAGCUCGUCCUCUACCACGCGCUGUCCUCCCUCUGCAACCUCUGCUGCAUCGCGUGCAACGGCUGGAGCCUGCGCUACCUGGCUGCUCACCUCUCCGCCUUGUAAGGGAGCGGGCCGCCCGUCGGACUGCGACUCGAGGGGCGGCUGGCCAGAGUCAGAGCUGUGGGGAAAGGGAGACUCCCUGGGGCCAACCUGUGCCUUGCUGUAAAAUGCCCCUGAGCUCUGGGGAUUAAAUUUCGGCAGCCUCAGGUGGGGAGUCCUGCGCCUCUAUUCCCCUCUGCUGGGGAGUCCCAGUCCCCAGCUGAUCACACUUACAGACCACAUUCCCUCCAAAAACCAACAGGAGUUUCCCAUCACAUCGACUAUCCUGAAUGGAUCAUUCUGCAUUUUUCUAAUUGCUAAAUCCCUGCUGCCAGAACAGUUUGCUUGCGGGUGCUCGUGGUGCUACCUCUGCAGAGGUGCUGGGCUGUACCUCCCCCUGCGGCUUUGCGUUGCCUGGGUGGAGGCGAGCUGCUCCGGCUGGCGCGCUGCCACUCCACGUGGUCCGUCCUGCCUUCUGCAAAGAGCAGAGCGGUGCAGGGACGCAGCGUGCCAGAGGCUGCCAUGGGGGGAGAGCUGCCAGCCGUCCUCUCAUAGUGCACUUCACGAUGAGGAUCUUUAUCGAAGUUCCCAGUUUGUGCAUGCAGCAUGCAAAUUUUGUAGAUCUUUUUACUCAGAAAGACUUUUAAAAGUAUCUAGAAAAAGAUAUGGCCAAAGUGCACUCACUUGCACCAUGCAGCAAUCACUGCUUUUCUGCUUCUGCUUUGCCAAUUACAGAAACAUUUUUUGUAAUAGGUCAAAACUAUGGUUUCAGCCAUUAAGAACUGCUUUGAGCUUAUACACUACAGAUUUACUUCCAGAGAGCCAACAGAGAAUAUCAGUAAUUUCUGAUUGACUUUAAAAGUUGCUGCACAGAGCAUUCAUUAUUUCAAAAGAACACUCAACUACUUACACCAAGUUCUAACAGUAAUAGCAGUUAGUGCACAGUCAGAGCUGUUUACGGCAAGUAGUAGUUGGGGAACUGAUUCAAAGCAGUACUGAAUGCAGAUAGAUUUAAGAAAUUAUUAUGCUUCUUUAAAUUCUUUCUCUGUAAAAUACUUUUACUAUAUUUGUGCACACUGAAGUAGUUCAGGAAUGGCUAAAAUGGAACUUCAAGCUUUUGUUUUCCUUAGAGCUGUUUGAAUCCAGCUCUGGAGUGAGAAAAAAAUCUCUGAUUUUAGCAGAAGUGUUUAUGGCUGAAUAGCUUUUUAACGUUCUGAGUACCUGAUGCCUCUAAAAUUGCAGUAUAUUUCUGCAAUCACUAUCAGGGCAGCUCAGAGAGAAAUGAGAGAUUUAGAGUUACUUUUAAUUAAAAACUGAAAGCCAACACAGAAGCAUGGAAGACCCUGUAUGUUGGCUUUACCAUUUAGCAUGAUGAAUAAGGCUCUUAUGUUUGGGUUUAAAAUAACUGUAUGUCAUUCUCUUGAAUACCAUGCGCUAUUUCAUUCAGUGAGAAAAAUGAUUGCCUCAUUUAUUAGGC